This is a messenger RNA of Sporothrix brasiliensis 5110, 1452 nucleotides long. RefSeq lists its product as uncharacterized. The transcript has a single exon. The record is from RefSeq and is a predicted model, not a curated record. Bases 1 to 1452 code for a protein of 483 amino acids. Gene Ontology annotation, molecular function: FAD binding; oxidoreductase activity. Lineage: Eukaryota; Fungi; Ascomycota; Sordariomycetes; Ophiostomatales; Ophiostomataceae.
AUGUCUUCAUCCCAGCUCCCGCCGCUUUCGCUGACCUGCGAGGUCAAAUUUCCCAGCAAAGACGACAACCCCCAAGAUCAUGUUGUCCGUUGGUCCGGCAUCCACGUCAGCGUCCCGGCUGUCGUCGUGAUUCCCGAGUCUGAAUCGGAUGUCGUUGCGGCCAUCGUGUAUGCCAAAGACAACAGCCUCCGCGUUGUCGUCGCCGGUGGCGGUCAUGCUCCUUUCAUUCCCGUGACAGCCAAGACGCUCUACCUCGACUUGCGGCGCUUCAAGUCGAUUGUCCUAGAUGAGGGUGCAUCAACAGUCACUAUCGGCGGCGGCGUGUUGACUGGCGAGCUGCACACAUAUCUUCUUGAGCGCGGCUUCUACGCUACGCUUCCCAACUCGUCUGCUGUCGGCGUCGUCGGCGCUGUUCUGGGUGUGGGCAAUGGGCCGUUUAACAGUCUGCACGGGUUCAUGGCCGACAACGUCGAAUCCGUGCGCAUUGUCACUCUGCCAAAGGAAGGUGCCGCAGCGUCGCAUGAUAUCAGCCACUCAUCCACCGGUGCCGACGAGCGCAGCUUGUUUGCGGCCGUGUGUGGCGCCGGUCAUGGCCUUGGCGUGAUCGUAUCUAUGACACUGCGGGCCUACAAGGUCGCAGAUCUGCGUCUCGACGGGGGUGACCAGGUGUGGAACCGACGGGGCGUCUUUCCCGCUCCUGUCAUUCGGGAUGCGGCCCGGGCCUUCGUGUCGCUCUUGCCUUUAACGGGCCCUGCGAAUGCAACCCUGCUGAUUGCACGCAGUCCACCGAAUAUGCCACGCCCAGGAUCGCCUAUUGCCAUGCUGGUUGCGGCGCACUUUGGUCCUUCUGCAGAGGCCGAGGCAUCGCCAGCUGCCAAGAUCCUCCUCGGUGAGGAUUUUGCUGCCAAGGCCGCUGUGUCGGUCACAGAAGGUGUACCGUUGGCAAAAUUGAAUGCCUCGACCGAGCCGUUCAAUGCAGUUGGUGGAUCCAAGAUUCUGUCUGGCACUUAUCUGCACUCCAUCAACGAGGACGUCAUUGUGUCGCUGUUUGAGCGCUUUGUUGCCUUCACCAACGAGCGUCCCGACCUAUGGAACACGUACAUUGCCAUCCCCACCUGGAACACGACCAAAUCUCUGCAGCUGGGUGCCUCUCCGGAGAGAAAGGACAACUUUCAUGUGGCCCGCGACCGCAAUGUGCUCGUCCUCUCGGCCGUUUGGUCCAAGACCGGCGGUGCCGACAUCGAGUCCGAGUCCAGUACAUACUCGGCAGAAAUACAGGAGAUCGCUGGUCGUGACGAGUCUGGUCCGUUGAUUGGCUUUGCGAACAACCUGGCAUUCCCUGCCAAGUUGGCCGACUACUAUCCCGCAGACAAGGUCGACGAGCUAGCACGGGUUAAGACACAGUGGGAUCCCAAUGGUCUUUUCUGGAGCCCGUCCAUGGGUGUCGAGUGA